This is a messenger RNA of Octodon degus (degu), 4277 nucleotides long. RefSeq names its product cullin associated and neddylation dissociated 2 (putative) (gene Cand2). Gene Ontology annotation, biological process: protein ubiquitination; SCF complex assembly. Gene Ontology annotation, cellular component: nucleus. The record is from RefSeq and is a predicted model, not a curated record. The transcript is spliced from 15 exons. Lineage: Eukaryota; Metazoa; Chordata; Mammalia; Rodentia; Octodontidae. The coding region runs from base 77 to 4012 and encodes 1311 amino acids.
UUAAUACUCUGGGGAGUGGUGUCCAGGGUCCCACGGGUGGAACAUCCUCGGCAUCCCUGGGAGCAGGCAGUGCUCCAUGACAGAAGGUGAGAUCCCCAUCCAUGGGGGUGUGCAAACCCAAGCUGAGCUGUCACGUCGAGCGGCCACGCGGGCCCAGCACGCAGCCGCAACUCCCAGGCCAGCCGCCCGCCCCGUGGUCCGGCUCCCGGCUCCCGGACUCCCGGGCGGGGCGCUGCUAUUUCUGUCGCCGCGGCGGGAAGCAGGGGCGCCGGCGCCAUUUCGCUCCCAGCCGCGUAGCACCAUGAGCACCUCGGCCUUCCACGUGGCGGGGCUGCUGGAAAAGAUGACAUCCAGCGACAAGGACUUCAGGUUCAUGGCCACCAGUGACCUGAUGGCAGAGCUGCAGAAAGAUUCCAUCCAGCUGGAUGAGGACAGUGAGCGCAAGGUCGUGAAGAUGCUACUUCGGCUCCUGGACGACAAGAAUGGGGAGGUUCAGAACCUGGCUGUGCGGUGCCUGGGUCCACUGGUGGGCAAGGUGAAGGAGUGCCAAGUGGAGACCAUCGUGGAUGCCCUCUGUGCCAACAUGCGGUCGGACAAGGAGCAGCUCCGGGACAUUGCUGGCAUCGGCCUCAAGACUGUGCUCUCGGAGCUGCCCCCCACAGCCACAGGCUCCGGGCUGGCCACCAGUGUGUGCCGGAAGGUCACAGGCCAGCUUACCAGUGCCAUCGCCCAGCAGGAGGAUGUGGCUGUGCAGCUGGAAGCCCUGGACAUACUGUCAGACAUGCUGAGCAGGCUGGGCGCCCCGCUGGGCUCCUUCCAUGCCAGCUUGCUGCACUGCCUACUGCCUCAGCUGAGCAGCCCGCGCUUGGCCGUGCGCAAGCGGGCGGUCGUCGCGCUCGGACACCUGGCGGCUACCUGCAGCGCCGACCUCUUCGCGGAGCUCGCCAACCACCUGCUGGAGAGGCUGCCUGGCCCGCGCACGCCCGCAGGCGCUGCCGGGCUCCACACUCUGGUGCAGUGCGUGGGCAGCGUGGGCCGCCAGGCCGGACACCGGCUCGGGCCCCACUUGGACCGCCUGGUGCCACUGCUGGAGGAGUUCUGUAGCCUGGAAGACGACGAGCUCCGAGAGUCUUGCCUGCAGGCCUGUGAGGCUUUCCUGAGGAAGUGCCCCAAAGAGAUGGGGCCCUAUGUGCCCAGUGUGACCAGACUUUGCCUCCAGUACCUGAAGCAUGAUCCCAACUACAACUACAACAGUGAUGAGGAUGAGGAGCAGAUGGAGACAGAGGACAGUGAGUCCAGUGAGCAAGAGACCGAGGAAGAGUACAGUGAUGAUGACGACAUGAGCUGGAAGGUACGGCGGGCGGCAGCCAAGUGCUUGGCAGCCCUGCUGGGCUCGAGGCCUGACCUGCUGCCUGACCUGCACCGCAGUCUGGCACCUGCACUUGUGCACAGAUUCUGCGAGCGAGAGGACAAUGUCAAGGCUGACGUGUUUGCCGCCUACAUUGUGCUGCUGCGACAGAUUCGGCCACUUCAGGGCUGGGUGAAGGCAGUGGAGGAGCCCACUCCUGCAGGCAGCAGCCUCCAGGUGCUGCAAGGACAGGUUCCCCUGGUGAUUAAGGCCCUGCAGCGGCAGCUGAAAGACCGCAGUGCCCGUGUACGCCAGGGCUGCUUCAGCCUCCUGGCAGAGCUGGCAGGCGUCCUCCCAGGGAGCUUGGCAGAGCACAUGCCUGUGUUAGUAUCAGGCAUUGUCUUCUCACUGGCUGACCGCUCCAGCUCCUCUACCAUCCGGAUGGAUGCCCUGACCUUCCUGCAGGGGCUGCUGGGCACAGAGCCAGCAGAGGCCUUCCAUCCCCACCUACCCAUCCUCCUGCCACCGGUGAUGGCCUGUGUGGCUGACCCUUUCUAUAAAAUUGCAGCUGAGGCUUUGCUAGUGCUCCAGCAGCUGGUGUGUACUCUGUGGCCACUGGGCAAGCCUCGGGUGCUGGACCCCACACCCUAUGUGGCAGAGAUGUCUGAGGCCAUGCUGGUACGGCUCCGUGCCACCGACCUGGACCAAGAGGUGAAGGAGCGGGCCAUAUCCUGUGUGGGCCACCUUGUAGGCCACUUGGGAGACCAGCUUGGAGACACCUUGCACCCCACACUCUUGCUCCUCCUUGACCGUCUGCGAAAUGAGAUCACCCGGCUGCCUGCUGUCAAGGCACUGACGCUGGUGGCUGCAUCACCAUUGCAGCUUGAUCUGCGGCCCAUCCUUGCUGAGGUGCUGCCCAUUUUGGCUUCAUUCUUGCGUAAGAACCAGCGGGCAUUGAGGCUGGCCACGCUGACCGCUCUGGAUGCCCUGGCCCAAGGUCAGGGCCGUGAUCUCCCACCAUCUGCUGUACGGACCGUGCUGGCUGAGCUGCCUGCGCUGGUUAGUGAGAGUGACAUGCAUGUGGCCCAGCUGGCCAUAGACUUUCUGGCAACUGUGACUCCAGCCCAGCCAGCCUGCCUGGUGGAGGUCAGUGGCGCCGUGCUGGCUGAGCUAUUACGGCUGCUGCGCUCUCCACUGCUGCCAGCCAGUGUGCUAGUGGCUGCUGAGGGCUUCCUGCAGGAACUGGUGGGGACCCGCCCCCCAUGUGUGGCCUACAAUGAACUUCUCAGCCUGCUCACAGCACCUAUAUAUGAGCAGGCUGGAGAUGGAGGGCCAUCCCUGCACAAGCAGGUGUUUCACUCACUGGCCCGCUGUGUGGCCGCCCUCUCGGCUGCCUGUCCUCAGGAGGCAGCAGGCACAGCCAACCGCCUGGUCAGGGAUGCCAGGUCACCACACUCUAGCACAGGAGUCAAGGUGCUGGCCUUCCUGUCACUAGCUGAGGUAGGGCAGGUGGCCGGGCCAGGCCCCCAGCGUGAGCUGAAGGCUGUGCUGCUGGAAGCCCUAGGCUCACCUAGUGAGGAUGUGCGGGUUGCAGCCUCCUAUGCACUGGGGCGUGUGGGCGCCAGGAACCUGCCGGACUUCCUGCCCUUCCUGCUGGCACAGAUCGAAGCAGAGCCACGGCGCCAGUACCUGCUACUACAGGCACUUCGGGAAGCACUGGGGGCCGCACCACCUGAUGGCCUGAAGCCUUAUGCUGAGGACAUCUGGGUGCUGCUCUUCCAGCACUGUGAGGGCACUGAGGAGGGCACCCGGGGUGUGGUGGCUGAGUGCAUCGGGAAGCUGGUGCUCGUGAACCCCUCAUUCCUCCUUCCCCGCUUGCAGAAGCAGCUCACAACAGGUCAGCCACACACCCGGAGCACUGUCAUCACAGCAGUCAAGUUCCUCAUCUCAGACCAGCCGCACCCCAUCGACCCUCUCCUAAAGACUUUCAUUGCGGAGUUCAUGGAGAGCCUACGGGACCCAGACCUGAGCGUGCGCCGUGCCACGCUGGCCUUCUUUAACUCAGCUGUGCACAACAAGCCCUCACUGAUUCGGGACCUGCUAGAUACCAUCCUGCCACUUCUCUACCAGGAGACCAAGGUCCGCCGGGACCUCAUCCGAGAGGUGGAGAUGGGGCCCUUUAAGCACACGGUGGACGACGGGCUUGAUGUGCGCAAAGCAGCCUUUGAGUGCAUGUACUCCCUGCUGGAGAGCUGCCUGGGCCAGCUGGACCUGAGUGAGUUCCUGAGCCAUGUGGAGGACGGGCUGAAGGACCACUACGACAUCCGGAUGCUGACCUUCAUCUUGCUGGCUCGACUGGCAACGCUGUGCCCGGCACCCGUGCUACAGAGGGUGGACCGGCUCAUUGAGCCACUGAGGGCCACCUGCACCGCCAAGGUCAAAGCUGGCUCUGUGAAACAGGAGUUUGAGAAGCAGGAUGAGCUCAAGCGCUCGGCCAUGCGGGCAGUAGUGGCCCUGCUCACAAUCCCAGAGGCGGGGCGGAGCCCCAUCAUGGCCGACUUCGCAGCCCAGAUUCACUCCAGCACUGAGCUCACCGCCCUCUUCGACAGCAUCCAGAAGGACCCUGCUUCAGUGCCUGGUGCAGAGCCCAUGGAGCUCAGCUAGUCUGCCUAGGGCCUGGCCACCCAGCUGUAGGCCUAAGCUCCAUCUGGCUGAAGCCCCAGGCUGUGACUCCUGGCCUAGGAUGCACCUUUUAACUCAUGAGUCCGAGUUCUGGUUACACUUUCAUCUAGCCACUUUGGUGUCCUGGAAGGGGACAGCCCCUGCCUCUCCAGAGAACUCAGGAACAGGUUGCUCACAGUGGUAGGGGUCUGGAGUGGUCCCAGCUUCCCACUCCAGCACUGAUCAGUUUAGAAUCUGUGUAUUUGAA